Notothenia coriiceps (black rockcod) is the source of this 2086-nucleotide messenger RNA. It is a transcript of the gene lipia, whose product is annotated as lipase, member Ia. The record is from RefSeq and is a predicted model, not a curated record. The transcript has 11 exons. Gene Ontology annotation, molecular function: glycerophospholipase activity. Gene Ontology annotation, biological process: lipid catabolic process. Lineage: Eukaryota; Metazoa; Chordata; Actinopteri; Perciformes; Nototheniidae. Bases 130 to 1485 code for a protein of 451 amino acids.
UGUUCCACCUCUCACUUCCUGAAGUGAACACUGCCCAAAUAUGUGGCACAAACAGAGAAUAACUUGUUGUUUGACACACCGGACCAGGAAAUAUUAUCCUACUGCCAAGAAUAUUUGCUGGUGUGAAGCAUGUUCCUGUGGCAAUAUCUGCUCACGCUGCUCCUACUGAUAACUGUUCAAAUAUGCAAAGCUCAGAGAUGUGAAGAAUUUACACAUCUGAAUUUCCGUCACGCAUUUAUCGGAACCAACCUCAAAGUCCGGUUGCUGCUGUCCACCAGGGAAAAUGUCACCUGUGCUGCACUUGUGUCCCACGCCAACUUCUCCUCACAUCCCCAGUUCAACCUGUCCAGAACAACCGCCUUCAUCAUUCACGGGUACCGGCCCACGGGGUCUCCACCGGCGUGGGCACAGAAGUUCUCAGACAUGCUUCUGGCCAGGGAAGACAUGAAUGUCAUAGUGGUGGACUGGAACCACGGAGCUGCUAAUGUCAAUUAUUUCAAGGCAGUGGAGAACACAUACAAGGCAGCUGACAACCUCACUGCUUUUAUUAAAAUUAUGCAGGAAAAUGGCGCCUCUCUGAAUUCCAUCUACUUGAUCGGAGUCAGUCUUGGUGCUCAUAUCGCAGGCUUCGUAGGUGCUAACCUGAAUGGGUCUAUUGGAAGAAUUACAGGUCUGGAUGCAGCCGGGCCUCAGUUCAUCGGCAAUCCUCCAGAGAAACGACUGGACCCCACGGACGCACAAUUUGUAGAUGUCCUGCACACAGAUAUAGAUGGCCUGGGCUUCAGGGAACCUCUGGGUCACAUUGACUUCUACGCUAACGGGGGAUCAGAUCAACCCGGCUGCCCAAAGACCAUAUUCUCUGGAUCGUCCUAUUUUAAAUGCGACCACCAGAGAUCAGUGAUGCUCUUCCUUGAUUCUUUGGAUCGGACGUGUACCAGCCGGGUCUUCCCCUGCUCCUCCAACAAAGACUUUCUGAAUGGAAACUGCUUGAACUGUGAGGGCUUUGGUGCUGAAGGAUGUCCUGUCUUCGGUUAUGAUGUCACAAAGUGGAGAGAUGUCCUGCUGAAGCUGGGCCAAACUAAAACUUACUUCAACACAAAUAAAGUAUCUCCGUACUGCACAACAAGCUACACGGUGGAAGUGAUGAUUUGGAACCAGGACGUCCACUGGGGAUACAUCACUGUUAAACUCCAUGGUAACGGUAAAGAAACGGUGGCAACCAUUAACCACAGAGCAUCCCAGUUCCAGAAGUUCACAGAGACCAAGUUGUUUGCCCAGUUUGACAAAGACCUUCAGUCAGUGAAGAAAAUAUCUCUCAAAUUCUCCACUGGGAACUUGUUGAAGCCCAAUUAUAAGCUCCGGGUUCUCCGAAUCCGUCUCACACACCUGGAACGCAAGGAGAGUCUCUGUCGAUAUGAUGUUAUUCUCGAGGAAAACAAAGAGGUCAACUUCAGGCCAAUUCCAUGUGAAGACUCCAACUUCUGAGACCACCUUGUAAAUAAAUAUCAAACUAAGCUCGUACUGGAAGCGAUUCAGCCGACUCAUCAGUCUCUCCAGGAUUGUAAGGAAAACAAAAGAGCUGACAUAGAUAGUACUCACCUGGCUGUGAUGUGAUCAUUUGUGAUCUUAAACACAUUUUUGAUAUUAUGUGUUUUUAAGAGAUAAUGUAUGUUUUUUUUACACUUUCCCCAAUAGGGAAUUAUUUGCAUCACACUGUGAGAAUGAGAUUUUUUUUAUGUAUUUGAAAUUGAAGGAAUCUCAUAAUGAUGACAGCUUUAUAUAUACCAUGUCAAUAUUGGACUUUGUGAAACGAAAUCUAGGUUGGUUUUAAAGAUAGUUUUUAUUUGUUCUUGGUUCUUCUUGGUUUCAAGUGUGUUGUUUGAUCACAUAAGUUAUGACAUUUAUUUUUAGAAAGACAGUGAGACAGACCAAUAUUAGUACUUUAUACGAUCACACAUUUCUAAGUAACUAAGUAUUAACAAUAAUUGUCAUAAAACAAAACCAUGGUUUCGUGAUUUUCUUACCAUAAAAAGUACUGGGCUACUUUUCCAGAUUAUGUAUUCAUUAAUCAAAUGUGUAUUUUUUU